AUUGCAAAAUUUAAGAUACUAUAAAAUUACAUUAAUUGCAGAAUUUGUCACUUUACCAUAAAGAUACACUGUAAAUAAUAAACUCUUCACUGUAAAAAAUAAAAAAGAAAUGGUAAAACUAGUAGAAGUAGGUGGUUAAUUGUUAAAAAAAAGAACGUAAAAAUAGGAAAUCUGGUCAGAUUCAGACCAGAGUCUUGCUAGCGAAUCCCCAUUACCGACACUCCCCGAAUAUCUAAGCUCCUUAAUGAUUUUUUUUUUUAUUCUUUCAUUCCCAAUAUACCCUUUCAUACGAUCCAACGGUUCCCAUUUCUCCAUUUUCUCAAAUCUGAAUCUGCACCCUCUAUCAGAUCACCUCACCGAACAUAUCCUUGUCCUUUUGCUCCUUCAGAAUUCAGAUCUAAGCAGCCACACAAAAACAUAAGAAAAAAAAGCAUUCUUUUUUUUUUUUGUUUUCUCUCUCUCUGUUUCUCACUUGCUGAUUCUUGGAGAGAGAAGAAAAACCAAAGGAAAAAGAAGUAGUUUGAGUCUUUGAGCUCAAAGUUACUAUCUUUACUGUGAUCCCAAAAGACCCAAAUGGUGGAAGCGCAAACAUGGACAACAAGGCGGAUGAGCAACCCAAGAUUGGACUCAACCACCACUGCCGACCACGAGGUUUUGGACAUUCCCGUAACCCCAACUGGAGAUGUUAGAAACAGCAUCUACAGCGUUGGAUCGCAUCUCUCUCCUAACCUUUUAACGGCACUGAUCAUUGCUUCAUGGUUCAUGUCCAACAUUGGGGUCCUUUUGCUGAACAAGUAUCUCCUCAGUUUUUAUGGCUACCGUUAUCCAAUCUUUCUCACCAUGCUUCACAUGGUCUCAUGUGCUUGUUACAGUUACGUAGCCAUAAACUUUCUUGAAAUAGUUCCAAGGCAACACAUUUUGUCAAGGAAGCAAUUUUUCAAGAUCUUUGCUUUGAGUGUCAUCUUUUGUUUCUCCGUGGUGUGUGGGAACACUUCUUUAAGGUACAUUCCUGUGUCCUUUAACCAAGCUAUUGGCGCAACGACCCCUUUUUUCACUGCCAUUUUCGCUUUCUUAAUCACUUGCAAGAAGGAAUCUGCUGAGGUUUAUUUUGCACUUUUGCCUGUGGUUUUUGGGAUUGUUUUGGCUAGUAAUAGUGAGCCUUUGUUUAACCUAUUUGGCUUCUUGGUUUGCAUCGGUUCUACUGCUGGUCGUGCUUUGAAAUCUGUGGUUCAAGGGAUCUUGUUAACUAGUGAAGCUGAGAAGCUACAUUCCAUGAACUUGCUGUUGUAUAUGGCGCCUAUGGCAGCAAUGAUUUUGUUACCAUUUACUCUUUAUAUUGAAGGGAAUGUUGCAAGAGUCACACUUGAGAAAGCUAGGAGUGAUUCUUUUAUUAUUUUCUUGUUGGUUGGGAAUGCUACGGUGGCCUAUUUGGUGAAUUUGACAAAUUUUUUGGUUACCAAGCAUACAAGUGCCCUUACUUUGCAGGUUUUGGGCAAUGCCAAAGCUGCAGUGGCAGCGUUUGUGUCGGUUAUGAUCUUCAGGAAUCCGGUGACCGUGAUGGGAAUGACUGGAUUCGCUGUUACAAUUAUGGGAGUUGUGCUUUACAGCGAGGCAAAGAAGAGAUCCAAGGUCACAACACACUGACUCUUAAGUUAAAAAGAGAGGAUGGGAUUCAUUUUGAUUGCCACAAACACGGGUGCGGCUCUUUUUUUCUUUUUUAUUAUUCGCUAUAAUUUCUUGCUUUUUGUAUUUUUAUUACUUUUGAUUAGUUUGAAUGGAGGGAAAGAAUCCAAGAAGAGAAUUUGGAUUAAAGAAAACUGUGAUUGGGUUGUAUAGGAACAAUGAAGGAAAAAAAGGGAAAAGGGUUAGAUGCUCUUUCUUCUUUUGUUAUUGGGGUGGUUUAAGAGAAUAAAAAUUCUCUCUUUUACUUUUCCCCUGUUUGUAAUCUUAUAAUAUGCUUUUGCUUCAUUAAUAUGGACAUAUGGAAGACUCAAUUCAAAUAUUCAUUUUUGUGUGUUACACUUGGGAGAAAAAGUUCUCCCACUUCUAUA
Molecule: messenger RNA, 2051 nt
Organism: Durio zibethinus
Lineage: Eukaryota; Viridiplantae; Streptophyta; Magnoliopsida; Malvales; Malvaceae
Product: Nucleotide-sugar transporter family protein
Source: RefSeq, a predicted model, not a curated record